Molecule: messenger RNA, 2049 nt
Organism: Fusarium odoratissimum NRRL 54006
Lineage: Eukaryota; Fungi; Ascomycota; Sordariomycetes; Hypocreales; Nectriaceae
Exons: 1
Coding region: 161-1759 (532 amino acids)
Molecular function (GO): oxidoreductase activity; FAD binding
Source: RefSeq, a predicted model, not a curated record
GUCACACUUGAGCCUGGGGAGGCCGAAGAAGCGGACGAUACAUGACUGCUCAAAAGACAUAAGAUAUGUUUUAUAGAGCACGUUUAAUCCUCGCCUGAUUCUUCCAUCACAUAGUUCAAGUGGAACAUUUAGCACGCCUUAAAAGCUACCUUUAGUAACUAUGCAGAGCAGCUCUAUCAAAAGGCUGCGUGCAGCGCUCUUACGAUGUCUAGCAUUAUUGGCUACCCCCGCAGUGGCAAGUUGCCUCUGCUCAACAGCAGCUCAAGCAUGUUUGAUUCUCGCUUCGACGUUGCCAGCUGAAGCGUUCGUUGCGCCGAACUCGACGGGCUACCAGAAGGUUCAGAACAGCUACUGGAGUGAAACGGCGGGUGACCUGAGACCGGCUUGCAUCACACGGCCCGGAAGCACCGAGCAGGUGGCCUCCAUCGUAAAGGUACUCUCGACCUGCGGUAGUGACGUCCGAUUUGCCAUCAAAAGCGGGGGCCAUGGAUCGUGGCCGGGCUGGUCCAGCACCGAGGGUGGAGUUCUCAUCUCCUUGGACUUAAUUAACGGAGUUCAGAAUGUGGCUGACAAGGGCUACGCUGUCGUAGGCUCUGGCGCGCGAUGGGUUGAUGUGUACAAGUCGCUCGAGCCUCAAGGGGUGACUGUCAUUGGGGGCCGAUUCGCAUCAAUUGGCGUCGGGGGGCUGAUUGUUGGAGGAGGCAUCAGCUACUUCACCGGGCUGCACGGCAUGGCAUGUGAUAACGUGCUCAACUACGAAGUUGUUCUUGCCGACGGUACUAUCGCUAACGUCAAUCAAACCUCCAAACCUGACCUAUUCCGUGCACUAAAGGGCGGCGGUAACCAGUUUGGCAUCGUGACGCGCUUCAGCCUCAAGACAUACAAACAAACGACACAGGUUUGGGCCGGCAUCUUGACCUUCUCUAUCGACAAGGCUAGCCAGGUUUUCAACGCCACGCAGGCCUUCAUUGACAGAUACGACCCUCUAUCGCACAUGUAUCUUAGCAUGGGAGGGGGCUCCAACCCGCAACUGUCCUUCAUCAACGCCUAUGUAUUUUAUGAUGCCUCUUCCCCACCGGCUGGCGAGGCCAAUCCUUUUGCCGCCUUCUAUGCAGCCAAACCUAUUGCAGACACCACCUCCACACAGAACUAUUCGGCCCUCAUAGCGUCGAACAACAAUGGGAACACACCUCAGCAACGUUGGCUGAUCGGCGGCCAUACAUUCCCCAACCUUGUGGCGCCGUACGGCGCUGAUUUGUACUUGAAGCAGUGGCAGGCCUUUCGAGACAUGGCCAACGCCACAGCAACUGGUGAUCAAGCUCUUCUCUUUUCCAUGGCGUUAGUACCAGUUCCAGCACGUGCGAUGCGAGCUGGUGAGAACGUCACAGGCGUAAAGAACGUGCUUGGCCUUGAACCUGACGCUGGUGAUGCGGUCUGGAUUGACUACACGCUCGCCUGGCUGGAGGCCAAGGACGACGGCAAGAUGUUCGAGUUUGCAGAGCGCAUAAGCAAGGCCGGGGAUAAGCUGGCCACGUCCUUUGCGCCCGGCGUAGCCAGCACAAACGCAAUCCAGAGCGCUGUAACAGCCAAGGAGGCAGAGUUCUACCGGACUAAUCCACGGUACAUGAAUUAUGCGCUUCUGGACCAGCCUGUCCAGUCUAGUUAUGGUAAGGAGAAUAAGCAGUUCUUGCAGCGGGUGCAGAAGCGAUAUGACCCGGAUGGGCUGUGGAGAAAGAAUGGCGGUUUUCUGUGGGGUUGAUGAAUAUCUUUCGCUGUGAGAAGGGGGGAUAUGCAAGCUUUCUACUAUAGUCCGGCGGUGGAAACCUGUGUAGACGAUUUCGUCCUUCUUACUACGUUCUAAAGUCGCUCUUCUGUUGCACUUUCGCCUCAUAAAGCCCGAUAUAAUGUCAGUGCCCGUGACACAGAUAACCCUUGCGACAUGGACCGUUUCUGUAGGUACCGUUUGAAGCUUCACGCGAAACCAGACUAUUGCGGGAUUCUCAAGCUCCUUUAUAGAGGCUGCAAUCACAGAACCAGGUGUUGUACCCG